Messenger RNA from Naumovozyma castellii, 2067 nucleotides. RefSeq names its product tRNA methyltransferase PPM2 (gene PPM2). Bases 1 to 2067 code for a protein of 688 amino acids. Lineage: Eukaryota; Fungi; Ascomycota; Saccharomycetes; Saccharomycetales; Saccharomycetaceae. The transcript has a single exon. The record is from RefSeq and is a predicted model, not a curated record.
AUGUCUGAUCCACUAGCAAACCCUGUUCUUUCUUCGAGAUCUUUCAGAAAAGAGGAACGUAAAUUGAAGUAUGCCGAUUUAGCCAUCCAAGGAACAAAUAAUUCUUCAAUAGCGUCCAAGAGAUCUGUAGAGCUUCUAUACGCGCCAGCAAUGGGUAUGAACAGAUCAUCUACUUCAGUGAACAAUGUGAAGGAGUACUUCAAAUGGUUUGUGCCCAAAAAGGUAAGUCGAUCUCCCUGUAUUAACAGAGGUUAUUGGCUAAGAUUACAUGCCAUUAGAUCAUGUUUAGAUUCAAUUGUACAAACCUUACAAGACAAUGAGAAGAUGGUGGUGGUUAAUCUAGGUUGUGGAUUUGAUCCAUUGGCAUUCGAACUAUUGGAUCCAGAGAAUAUGAGUGCUGCCAAAUAUAGGAAUAAGAUCAGUUUUAUCGAUGUUGAUUAUCCAGAUUUACUCAGAAAUAAAAUCCAGAUUUUGAAAGAUACGCCAGAAUUAAGUACCAUAAUUGGAUCUGAUGUCGAAAUAAAUGAGGCUAUAAAUGCUAAUGGUGAUGGAAUAGAGACAAGAAACUAUUCUGCCAUUCCCUGCGAUUUAAAUGAUGCAAAUACCUUUGCUAACCUACUGAAUUCCACUGACAUUUUAAAAAAAGACAAGAAAAUUGUAAAAGUUUUUAUUGCUGAAGUGUCAUUAGCAUAUAUGAAAUAUCAACAGGCAGAUAAAAUCAUUUCUUUGACAGGAGCAUUGCCAAAUUCCCAGUUCAUAAUACUUGAGCAGCUAACUCCAGAGGGCCCCUUUGAACCAUUCUCAAAGCAAAUGCUAGCUCAUUUCAAGAAAAAUGAUUCACCUUUGCAAUCAGUGCAAAAAUAUCCAACAGUCAACUCCCAAUUAUCUAGAUUCAAAUCAUUAGGAUAUAUGAACGCAAAUGCAGGAGACUUGCUGCAACUUUGGAACUCUGUGCCUCUAAUAACCCGUCAACAAAUAGAAAUGAUCCAGCCAUUUGACGAAUUGGAAGAAUUUCACCUUUUUGCACACCAUUAUCUUCUUUUACAUGCUACAAAUAAUCCUGCAUAUAAAUUUGUCGAUUCAUUUGAAAAUCCACAAUCUGUCAAAGAUUUGGCCCCAAUCCAUGUAGAUUUUGAAGAGACAACUUUAGAUUUGAAAAGGAAUUUUGGGGCAUCUGCCCUUGUUAGUGCAUCAGACUCAUCUAAAGAGAUAUGGUACCAUGGUGGUUGUAACCCAUAUAGAACUAAUGAAACGUUACAAAUAAAGCUUGAUAAAAUUCUAUCCUAUGAACAGAUAUCAACUUUGAAACCACUUCCUCCUAGUAGAACAUGCCAUACCUUCACAAAUAAUGUCGUUAUUGGUGGUAGACUGGCGCCGCACAAACCAAUCAACGAUGUUUGGCGUCUAGAUGAGAAAACACUGCAAUGGGAGCAGAAGACAUCUCUACCGGAAGGCCGUUUUAGACAUUGUUCGGUAUCCGUAUCGACAAAUGAAACAUUAAUAUUUGGAGGUAAGUCUUCUGUUACACUAUCCUCUGCCAAUAAAUUUCUAAAAUAUGAUAUUUCAGCAGAUACAUAUAAUUCAAUGUCUGUAGCUAAUGGCGAGGUGCCUAGCCUUUCGGGUGCGGCGAUGGAUUAUAAUGAGGAUACAGGAGUUGGUGCCAUAGUUGGUGGACAUGAAAUCGUCACGGAUACCUUCUCAGAUGGAUUAUUCGUAUUCUCCUGCGAUAAAACGAAUGUAAUCAUUAAAAAGAAAAUUAAUCAUCCCUUACUUCAAAGAUAUGGAGCCAAAAUCCUAUUCGUCAACGAUAAAAAAGUAUUGGUUGUCGGCGGUACGAGCCCUUCCUGUUUGUUCAAUCGCCAUAAUUCGAUCAUUUUAGUUGAUUUAGAACUACAGCAACUUAAUUGCAUACCGAUUCCUAAGAAAAUUUGGGAAACGUUCCAAUUAUUCCUGGUUGGGUUUGAAUUGAAACGUAUUGAUGAGAAGCAUGUGAUGAUUUUUGGUGGUGGAGCAACUUGCUAUGGAUUUGGCGCGGUCUCUAAUGUGGCGUUGAAGGUUGCACUUUGA